Molecule: messenger RNA, 1170 nt
Organism: Strongylus vulgaris
Lineage: Eukaryota; Metazoa; Nematoda; Chromadorea; Rhabditida; Strongylidae
Source: the annotation of a GenBank genome assembly
ACAGACAUUUUUCAGGUUGUGGUUCCGCAUGGUAUCCUACCAUCUCAAGCAAAUUUACCACUACGAAGUGUGCUUGCCGCUCAGCAACAACAGUUGACUCAACAGCAAUUACUGCAGCAACAGCGACCACAACAGCCACAUAUGGGGAUGCAACAGGCUGCCCCACAACAACAGCUGCGACUGAGCGGUCGUGUUGCUGGAACUGCAUCGGGUGCAUUGGCUACUUUAUACGACACGGAUAAGUCAGCUACAACGUUAACGAAUAAGGACGCAUAUCGUAUCCUUAAAAGACGAUUCAAAUACCUCGUUUAUGAGAAUGAAUGCUAUCAGGAGGAGUUGAGAAAUUUACAGAGAAAACUUUUGAAAUUAUCAAGAGACAAAAAUUUUUUGCUUGACCGUUUGGGGCAGUUUGAAAAAUUCUCUGAUAGUUCUGAUGAAGAUUCUGACGCUAGUCAUAAGACUUGCGAUGAAAAACCCAAGCCAAAGAAGCGUAUUCGUCCUGCACAAAGAAAACGUGCUGCUGAUGAAGGUCUGGACGGAUCGAAUGCUGUGAAACGCUCAGCUGAGGAGAGCAUUGCCAGUAGUCCAAGUCCAUCCGAAUCUCCGAUAACUGACCCGCGAUCCGGUGUAUAUUUGGGUGCUGGUCCUCAAUGUUCAUCUCAGUCAUAUAGGCAGCUAUUGAAUGCUGCCAGCUCGUCAUCAUACGACAGAAUGCAGGGACAGGGUCUUCCAACAAUGAGCAAUCCUCCCUUUAUUGCUUCUCACGGUCAAAACGUGCUUCAAAUAGGAUCCUCUGGUGCGCAACCUCAGCAACAGCAGAUUCUCCGUUCUACCUUAGCGCGUGUUGUUCCUUCAACGAUGCUUGCCCAACAACCUCAUUCGUCGCAGUCCUAUACCUCAUCCAAUCGGCUUCUUGCUGACACAAGGCCGAUAGUGGCGAAAGUUCGAGUCGAAGCACCUUCACUCCCUAGCAUGACCAAUGCUUAUCAAGGUGAACAAAUGAAGCAGACAUCCUUACAUAAAGCUUUAUCCAAAACAACACUGAGUGCACAACCAAGGCCCAUGGAGUUUUCUCAUUCAGCACAAGAUGUUCUUUCCAACAAUCCAAUUAAUGGCGAUAACUAUACAGGUAAGAUCUUGAUAGUGCAUCGUAAUCCCUAUGUUCGAUAA